Bactrocera oleae (olive fruit fly) is the source of this 2261-nucleotide messenger RNA. It is a transcript of the gene Kap-alpha1, whose product is annotated as karyopherin alpha1. NCBI's taxonomy places the organism in Eukaryota, Metazoa, Arthropoda, Insecta, Diptera, Tephritidae. The record is from RefSeq and is a predicted model, not a curated record. Gene Ontology annotation, molecular function: nuclear import signal receptor activity; protein binding. Gene Ontology annotation, biological process: NLS-bearing protein import into nucleus. Gene Ontology annotation, cellular component: nucleoplasm; cytoplasm; nucleus.
GAUUUUGUUCUAUCAUCUGUGUUCGUCAUAUUGAAAGCUAUUUCUUGAUCGUGUAACGUCUGAGUUAGUAGGAUGAAAUGUGAUUUUAAAGACAAAUCGAUUAAGAUCAUCGACUAAGAAUUUGUUUUUUUUUCUGCAAAAUUGUUUUAUAUAGUAAAUGCAUAGUCUCUGGAAAAUUAUUAGAUUGUUUAUUUAUUACCAUGUCAACGACUCAUAGGCAGCGCUAUAAAAACACGCCCUUGGAUUCGACGGAGAUGCGUCGACGGCGUGAAGAAGAAGGUGUCCAGAUUCGUAAACAGAAACGAGAACAGCAAUUAAUUAAAAGGCGUAAUGUUUCGGAAGUACAACAAUCUGAAAUUGAGGGCGGAAGCCAAGAAGUUGAAAUGCAGAGUGGUGCACAUCAAUACAAUGUAGAAUUGCAACUUCCCAAAAUACUGUGUGAACAAAGUCUUGGAAUUGUUGAUAUUGUAAUUAAACAGGAAUUAAUAGACCAAAUACAUAGUGAAAAUGAAGCCGAUCAACUCGAUGCUACGCAGAAAUUCCGCAAGCUAUUGUCUCGUGAUCCAAACCCGCCGAUAGAGGAAGUUAUACAAAAGGGGAUAGUUCCCCGUUUAGUAUAUUUUCUGGGGAAUAAUUCAAAUGCCUCUUUACAAGUAAAAUCCAAAGCAUUUGAAGCUGCAUGGGCGUUGACUAAUAUUGCUUCAGGAACAUCUAAUCAAACUAAAAUUGUGGUAGAAGAAGGUGCUGUGCCUGUUUUCAUAAACCUUUUAUUAAGUCUCCAUGAUGAUGUUCAGGAACAGGCUGUCUGGGCUUUAGGAAAUAUAUCGGGAGAUUCGCCAAGUUGCCGUGAUCAUUUACUUAAUUUGGGAAUUCUUCAACCACUAUUGCAUGUGCUGAGUACUUCAAACCGCUUGACUUUGAUAAGGAAUGCUGUAUGGACCCUAUCAAAUUUAUGCCGUGGUAAAAAUCCUCCAGCGGAUUUUUCUAAAAUUGUAAGUGGUCUACCAAUCUUAGCCCGACUUCUAAAUCAUACAGAUCCGGAUAUAUUAAGUGACGCUUGUUGGGCUAUAAGCUACUUGUCUGAUGGGCCUAACGAUAAAGUGCAAGCAGUUAUAGAUGCAGGAGUUUGCCGUCGCCUAGUAGAACUCCUUAUGCAUCCGCAGAACAAAGUUGUUACAGCCGCACUUCGAGCCGUUGGAAAUAUAGUAACGGGAGAUGAUGUCCAGACUCAAGUCAUAUUAAACUGCAAUGCACUAUUGUGCAUAAAUGAUUUAUUGAACUCUCAAUGCGAAACUAUUAAAAAAGAGGCGUGUUGGACUAUUUCUAACAUUGCGGCUGGAAAUAGACAACAAAUUCAGGCGGUGAUUGAUGCUAAUAUUUUUCCUGUACUUAUAACUAUUAUGCAAAGUGCUGAUUUUAAAACUAAAAAGGAGUCUGCAUGGGCAAUCGCAAAUGCCACCAGUAGCGGAACAGCCGAACAGAUUAGAUAUUUGGUUCAUGUGGGCUGCAUAGCACCUAUGUGUGACUUCCUGACCGUGGUGGAUUCCGAUAUCGUUCAAGUGGCUUUAAAUGCACUAGAAAAUAUUUUGAAGGCUGGCGAAAAAUUUGCUGCUCGUCCAAAUCCAUACGCCAUAGCAAUAGAAGAGUGUGGAGGUUUAGACAAAAUUGAGUAUUUGCAAUCUCACGAAAAUCGCGACAUUUAUUGCAAAUCAUUUUACAUAAUUGAACAAUAUUUUAACAACGAAGAAGAAGACUCCCGUGUAGCUCCAACAGAGGAAGAAAUGCAUUACACAUUUAAUCCAAACAUUGCAACUCCGAAAGGCGGAUUUUUAUUUUAACUCAAAGGAUGGUUUCCUUCUUUUGGUAUAAAGCGAAUAUAAUGCAUCUGUAGACAAUUUAUAUUUCCUACAAAGCACAUAUAUUUUGUUAUUGUAAAAUUAAAGAUUUAAAUUUUUUUCUGAAAAAAGUUCAAACAAAUACCAAGAAUGAUAGAAAUAUAGAUUACGACAAAUUCGUACGGUUAAUUGUUUUGAGUUUUUCAGAAAUACACUGAUUAGUGAUGUCAUAAACGGAGGGAAACGUUACGUGAUGCAAUCUUGUCUAUCAUUCUUGAAUAAAUAUAUUUUUACAUACAUUCAUGUAUAGAUAUGUAUUUUAAAAAUUUGAUUGUAAUGACAAAUUCUCCGACAAUUUUGUUUAAAAUUAUUUUCUUUAUAAUUCUUGCAAUAAAAAGUGGAUAUUAAAGCAUAGCGUUCUGCUAA